AUGGCAGCCUUCCCCUUCAACCUCUGGCACAGAGAAUAUAGACGCAACACCCUUUUACGAAGAUGGAAAGGCAAGUGGGAGAGGAGGUUGCAGGUGCGGGGCGGGCGCGGCGGCCCCUUCCGGCGCCGGGGGCUGGGCGGCCCCGGGCCGGGUGCCGCUGGGCUCCGCGCACGUGGCUGUGGGCGCUGCGCACAGAGGACGGCCGGCGGGGAGUGUAGGGUGCAGCGCCCGCCGGUGUCGACAGCUUCCGCCCAGAGCCCUUCGCGCCGCGACCUGCCUGACUGGUGGCGCGGGGAAACGCUCGCAGCACAGCGGCUCCGGCGGGCGGGCUCUGCGCGGGGCCCCGCCGAGCUUCCCGGGAGCCUCUCCCGCAGCCGAUGGGCGUCUAGGGGCGCAGAACGAAGAGUGGGCGCCGAAACGGAUGUCGGCGCUGGAGGCCGACUGGGAGGCCCGGGGCGGCCAGGCUUCUCGGUAGAGAGGGCCGUGCACCUCGCGGCUUGCGGGCUAAGGCGGGGAGCCGCUCCUGCGGCGGACGGGCGCGCGGACUGGAGGGAGGGAAGUGCCACGGACCGGGGAACCGGGGGGACGCGGAGACGGGACCGUAGGCGAGAAUGGCCGCGCGGGCUGGGAGCCCCGCCCCGGGAUGGGGUGAAUGGAGCCGCCCGAGGUAGGGAAGUUGGGGGUGGUGGUUGUGAAGACAGUCGGAGUCGGGCUCCGGGCAGACGAAACACCGGGGCGCGCCAGGGUCCAUUUCCUCCUUUUCUCCGUUUUCCCACCAUCCCUGUAGAUGCGGAGCCAGCAGUCGGGCUGGAGCGGAGGCUGAGGGUCGCCGUUCCGCGGGAGGUCUCUCGCCCCGGGUUAGGCCCCACCCCGCGGUGGCGGUCGCGUGGCGCUGUCCUGGAGUUGAGCUGUGCCCGCGCCGCGGCCCGCACGCCCAGGACCGCACACCGCCGCCCGCAGGCAGGGACGCCUACAACCUCGCUUCUCACCAGGCGCCCAGCUCGGGGCUGGGAACGGGAAGGGUGCAUUUCCGUGUGGGGUGGGGGCGAUUCCCGGCUGUCGGCGGUGGGGCUAGGCCUUGCGGCGGAAGAGCCAGGCCUUCGCGGCUUUCCAGCCAGCCGGGUUCGGGAUUUCUCGACGGUCGAACCGGUGGAGGCGAGGGUGGGCGGCUAUCCCCCAGCCUCUUCAGGAAGAAGCCGUGGGGCCACGGAAGCUGUCUUCCUCCAGGAUCCUGUGGAGUCAUCCAGGAAGCACAGUGAGGGGCAGUCGGUUGGAGGACCUAACAGUGCCUUCUGCCCCUAGCACAUUCGCCACAGAAGAAGACUACUCUGGGACUCAGCAGUAUGGGAUGGUGCUGUGGCAGCAGUCUCCUUGGAGCUCACUGGAUCCUUAGAAUUAUUUUGUGAUGCUUGUUCUGCAUCUUGAAAUGACGACCUGUGCCUCUGGGACUCAGCUGCAAGGAAGACAAGUGGAAGGCAAGUGGACAUGUUUUUCUGUGUAUCCCAAAACAGGUAGCAGUGUCUUUGCAGUGCACUGGAUGGAUGGAUGAAGGCACUCUCCCAGGCUUCCAACUCUUGGGCUGUGGAUGCUGUGAUAUACCACCCUGACCCCUCUUCAGGACUUUUGGGAGUCCUGCCACCUGUCAGCACUCUCCAGAAACCUACGCUCCGCUGGAGAGAGAGCUUGGGGCAGCCAAAUCCAAGACUGGUUGAUGUGGAGAAUGGAGGCCCAUCCGCCUCACCCCAACUUGGGGCAGCUCUGCGGGUCAUCCCGGCCCAGAGUUCCCCAUGGGGUCAGCUGAGGCCUUUGAUGAGACUGACAGACAUUCCAGCAUCUUCUUUUGCCCAAUCCUGUUUUUCUCCCUUCUCUUCCAUAGAUGUUGAUCCUGGGUACACUGUCUAGUAAGUGUCCUGCACGCUCAUCUCUAUCUCAGAGUCCACUUCCAGGGAGCUCUGCCUGCACCACCAGUUGCAGCAACACCAGCAAAUUCACUCAUUUUUACUAAUUCUGAUUUGACUUCUAAUUCACAAUUACCUGCAUGGCAUCUGUAACUAAGAUGACCCUACAGACUGGUUUGGCUGGGACAGUCCAUUUGUGACUUUCAUUACCAAGAGAUUUAAUUAUUAUUAGUAGCAAUGCUUUUUACUUUUAAAAUAUCCACAGUUUGAACAAUGAAUUAUAUAGCCACCCUACCUAUAUAAACAGUCCUAAUGUUCCCAGGCCUCACUGCCAGCAUGAAAAAUAGUACGUUGACAUAGUGUAAAUGUCCUGAGCUUAGAGGUCCCACUAAAUAUAACUUCAGAACCUCAGCCCCCUUGCAGGGCUCUCCACACUGACCCUGCUUCCUCCCCAGAACACCUGAGUGAUCAUCAGGAGCCCACACAUUCUCAACAGAUCACACUGCUGCUUGGCCACUGCUCUCCACCCUCUUCUGAGGCUGCUGCUUAUACCCCAGUGUUGAUGGCCUCCUCUCUGUUCCCCGGAGCAGAGGCUCCCACCAGCACUGUUGCUCUUGGGCAUCAGAUAGGUUCUGGGAGCUUCACCCUUGUCAGAAGGCCUAGAUGGCUCCGGGAGGUCCCAUGGAUGCUCAGCCCAAACCAGGUUUUGAGUCCUUAUUUCGGUUGUAGCUUGAUAUAUCUAUGCACCCCACCUCCAUACAGUAAAUGAAAAAAACAUCAUUCCUUUGCAUAGUAGACAUUCUUCUCUCUGGAUCCCACAGCAGAGUGGUGGGCUCUAUGUGGGUGCAGUUGGUCUCAUUUUAUCUACAAAGCUCUUUCUCACUCAGGGUCACACAUAGGCCAUCAAGGUGGCUGGAUCGGGUUAGGGUUUAAUAGCCUCCAAACUAUACCUGGAAUCCCUAUUCCUACCUAACCCUAUGGCUCAAAUUCUUUUUUCCAGGAGUUUUCUCACACUCCAUGCAAGUGAAUUGGCACAGACAGACAUGGGGAAAUUGGAAUCUAAUUCCACAUAAACCAGUUAUGUAUACAGGAAGUCCUUAUUUUGCAUAGUAGUGCAAGACCCUUAAAAUGACUGUGUAAGCUGAAACCCCGCAAAGCAAUCUUAAUAAUCAGUGGGAAGAAUUACAGUUGUUCUGUGACCUUUAAACAUUUUUGUCAAAACAUUAAACAUUCUCUUACUGUUGGUUAUAAAUGCAUAGGGAAAUGAAAAAUUAACAAAACUAAUAUUUAUUUAUUACAUUGUAAUUUAAAACAUUAGAAACAUUGAGAAUUAAGGUGUUUUAUUUCUUUGUAAAACACAUAUCAAACAUCGUUUGCUCAGUUCUUGCCUUUUUUCCCUUGCUGUAUAGCUUAUGAUACAGCUGGAGCAACUUUUCUAUGCCUUGGUGAAUUGUCGUACUUUGUUCUAAGUGUAGUCUAGUUCUAAGUCAGCUUGUGAUGUUUUAUCCUUUGCUCUUGCAAUGUCAUAAAGUAUCUGUAAGAAUUCCUUGAAGAUGAAGUUUUUUGCCAGUGCCACUUCCAUUGGGACAUCUUCAUUUUCUUGGGAUCUGGAUGCAAAUUUCCCAGCUACAUCCUUACCUGUGCUAGCAGCUUCAUUAGUAGCUUGACAUCAAUCAGUUCAUGCGAAAUUCUGGAAUGGGGAAACAAGCCUUUACUGGCAGUAAAAGAUUCUUCUUCAGUAUCCUUGUAAUUACCAUUUUCUUUCAAUGUGGCAACUAAGAUCAAUGCCUUGGCCAGGAUGCAAGCCAAACUACUUCGGAUUUUGAAAUAUUACAGUCUUCAAUCCAAAGUGGAAAACUCUCCAAGUAUAAGCAGCUUUCUGUUCGUAUUGUAAUUUAAACUAAAAGAUGAAGCAACAUUACCUUGUUUUUAAUACACAUUGGAUUUUUCCAGUGCAGUUUGUUCCAUAGCUCCAUGCAGGCCAUGGUGCAUCUGAUCUUUGCUCUGCUCUUGCCAAUUUCAAAUCUUCAGUCUAAUCACAUACAGUUUACUGCCAGCGUUAUCACAUUCUGUUUCUUUGUUGCAUUUUUAUUUUUGUUCGCUUACCCUCUAUCAAUGAUCCAAUUUUGUAACAUUUUCGUCACAUGGAUUUAUCACUGGAAGACAAGGAAGCAACACAACUUCACAUUUUGCUGUCUGGGCAUGAACUGAAUAACAGAUGUGCAAUGACUAAUCAUGGACAGGUUUUGAAAGAAGUGAUGUGAUUGGUUCAUCAUGAUGUGCAUCUGUUAUUUAUGUCAUAAUUUAUGGACCGGCAAGCAGGCAAUGAAGUUUGUACUUUAUGCAAUUAUAGUUAAUAUACUGUGGUGACUGAAAUUUGAACUAGUUGUUGGGAACUGGUAUUAUUUCACUAAACUGAAACUUGUGUACAUCAGUUCCAUAAAAAGCAAGGACUGCUUUAUUAAUGUAUACCAAGCAAAUAUUUCUGGGCAUAUUUACAACACAGCACUUCCUCCUCCUUGUGGUUGGAUGGUUCCACGUGACCAGUCUAGCCAAUGGAUUGUGAGCAGAAGUUACAUGUGUCAGUUCCAUGCCAAACCAUUUGAUGGACAAUCAAUCCCGUCCUAGACCCUGAGGAUAUCAGAGGAGGUGGCUGCUCUGUUAGCCUAAGUCUCUGAGCAACAAAGGUGAGCAGAGGCCCCCUGCUGAGAUAUGAUGGACAUGUAGCAUAAGCAAGAAGUAAACCUUUGUUUUAAGCCACUGAGAUCUUGGGGUUAUUUGUUUCUAUAGCAUAACAACUCAUUAUGAUUGAUAUAAAAUAUAAUCAGGAGGUAAUCUAGGAAAAGGAGGAUAGAAAGCUGGGCAGAAUUUAGAACCCAGAAAUUGGCAGCUGAUAGUCAAAAGGGCUCCAAAUUUGUGGGGCUAGGAGUAGAGGAAGAAUCAGGGGCAUGUACUUAAAAAAAAUAUUUAUAUGAUAAAAAAUUUAGCACAGACACAGAAAAGAAAUGUAUAACUUAAUAAAUCAUUAAAAAGUGAAGGUUAUCCAAUGGCUUAAUGGGUGAAUGGGCUAUCAUGGGAGUGGGACUGGUGGCUUUAUAAGAAGGAGAAGAGAGACCUGAGCUAGCACUUAGCCCCCUUGCCAUGCGAUGCUCUGUACCACUUCAGGACUCUGCAGAAAGUGCCUACCAUCAAGAAGUCUCUUGCCAGACGUGGUGCCUUGACUCUGAACUUCUCAGCCUCUGUAAUUGUAAGAAAUAAAUUCCUUUUCUUUAUAAAUUA
Molecule: messenger RNA, 5177 nt
Organism: Chlorocebus sabaeus (green monkey)
Lineage: Eukaryota; Metazoa; Chordata; Mammalia; Primates; Cercopithecidae
Source: RefSeq, a predicted model, not a curated record